AUGAAACGCAAAACAAACGCUUCGCACAAGUCCAACGGAGCCCACGAGGCCAAGAAACGAGCGCUCACUGACGAUACUGUCGUCUCGCGCUUUCGCGACGGCCUGUUUGAGCCCACCGAGCUGGACAACUACACAAAAUCUUAUGCUACCUCGGCGCCCUACAAACACGGCAUCAUCUCGCCAUUAAUCGCCCCCGACCUUCUCCGCUCCGUGCGUAGCGAAAUCGAAGGGAAUCUCUCCUUCACCGAGAAGGAGACCGACAUCUACAAGAUCUUCCAGUCGGGCGACCUCGCAAAUUUGGACGGACUAGACGAUGCGUCUCUUUCGCGGUUACCUUCACUUUUGCAGCUGCGUGACGCCCUGUAUUCAGCCAAGUUCCGCGCAUAUCUAUCUUCGCUUACCGGCUCCGGAGAGCUGAGCGGCAAGAAGACUGACAUGGCCAUCAACGUCUACACUGAGGGCUGCCACUUGCUGUGUCACGACGACGUUAUUGGCAGUCGACGCCUCAGCUAUAUUCUCUACCUGACCGAUCCAGACACUCAAUGGCGACCAGAGUGGGGUGGAGCGCUACGCCUGUUCCCGACCAAGACGGUCAAGGACGACCAGGGCGAGGAUGUCAAGAUUCCGGGUCCGGACCACACGUUAUCAAUCCCCCCGGCCUUCAACCAGCUCAGUUUCUUCACGGUCCAGCCAGGAGAGAGCUUUCACGAUGUCGAAGAGGUAUAUCAUCCGUCCGAGCAGGACAAGGGCAAACAAAAACGCGUUCGCAUGGCAAUUAGUGGCUGGUACCAUAUCCCACAAGAGGGCGAGGACGGCUACGAACCGGGGCUCGAGGCCAAGCUCGCAGAACGCAGCAGUUUGUCGCAACUGCAGGGUAGAGGCGACGCGUAUGACCUGCCACAAGCGCAGACUGUCAGUUGGGAAGCUUCCGACAAGGGCAAGGGGAAAGGCAAGGGCAAAGCGGUGGCUGAAUCAGAAGACGAGGAGCUGACCGAGGCUGAUUUGGAGUUUUUAUUAAAAUUCAUCGCCCCGUCGUAUUUAACGCCCGAUAUUGCCGAGGAGCUGUCCGAGACGUUUGUGAACGACUCUUCUCUAAGCCUGGAAAGGGUCUUGUCGGACAAAUUCGCCGUUCGCGUGCGCGAGUAUAUCGAGCAGCAGGAGAAGGACAAGCUCCCUACAUCGUCAGACGAUAUUGAAAAGACCAGUGCCUGGAAAGUCGCUCGUCCGCCGCACAAACACCGAUAUCUAUUCCAGCAAGCGGAAGCAGACACCAGCUCGCCUAUCCAAGAACUGCUCAAUGAGCUACUACCAUCUCAGCCUUUCCGCAAGUGGCUGGCGCUCGUCACUGGCGCUGAUCUCCUCACGAGCUACAAUCUGCUGGCUCGCCGGUUCCGUCGCGGCGAGGAUUAUACGCUGGCUAAUAGCUACGAGGGGGGAGAGCCGCGGCUAGAGUUUACUCUUGGUCUGACGCCAACACCUGGUUGGGAGAAGGAGGGCGAUGAGGAGGAGGAAGACGAGGAAGACGAGGAAGGGGAAGCUAAAAAGGAAAAGAAGAGCGAAAACAAAGAGCCACCGAAAGAAAACACUACAGAAGAACCUACCGUCGGCGGAUAUGAGGUCUACAUGGCCGGCGACGACGACGAGCAAGACGAAGACGCCGCCAUCUACAAAGCCGCGCAGGGCGACGACGAUGGGAUUCUCUUCAGCAUGGCAGCCGGCUGGAACCGCAUGAGCAUUGUGCUUCGCGACAGCGGCACGCUCAAGUUUGUCAAGUACGUGAGCGCUGCGGCGAAGGGGGAUCGAUGGGAUAUCACGGGGGAGAUUGGAGUCGAGUAUGCGGAUGAGUAG
Molecule: messenger RNA, 1848 nt
Organism: Talaromyces rugulosus
Lineage: Eukaryota; Fungi; Ascomycota; Eurotiomycetes; Eurotiales; Trichocomaceae
Exons: 2
Coding region: 1-1848 (615 amino acids)
Biological process (GO): regulation of translational termination; peptidyl-proline hydroxylation
Cellular component (GO): cytoplasm
Molecular function (GO): L-ascorbic acid binding; peptidyl-proline dioxygenase activity; iron ion binding
Source: RefSeq, a predicted model, not a curated record